This is a messenger RNA of Nezara viridula (southern green stink bug), 366 nucleotides long. The record is from the annotation of a GenBank genome assembly. NCBI's taxonomy places the organism in Eukaryota, Metazoa, Arthropoda, Insecta, Hemiptera, Pentatomidae.
AUGACCCAAGAUAGGAAGAAUACUGUACUAAUUCAUCGAUUUCUAAUCAGCCUUUCGUCCUCAACCUUUCUGCUGACCUUAUCAGAUCCCCAGCCGCCCCUCACCCCCUCCCCUGAAUCGAUAUUGGGAUAUUUAGUGGGCCGCGAGAGAUUCCAGCAGAGGACAUCCGAAAGGAGACUUCCAGAAUGGAUAACAAGCCCUCGAAGCUCUCCUCCAGAUUUAUGUUGCUCACAUCGGGACAAUAUUAAUAGGACUCCAGCGAGGAGGACUCGGGUCAAAGGGCGCCUUUCCGCUCUCGGGCAGCGGGUUCCAGGUCAAGGAGUUGGUUGCGAGAUCGGACUAUGGUACGAUGCCAAGGAAGAAUAA